AUGACUUUUCGCCCAGAUGGAGGCGCGAAUUCUUGUCCAAGGAGGUUAAUCUUUUUUUCUAAGGAAAAUGGCAUUCAUAGGUUGCUGACAAAACCUUAUACUCCGGAGCAAAAUGUUGUUGCUGAGAAAAACAAUCGCACUAUGGUGGAGAUGGAAAGAACCAUGCUACAAGAGAAGGGAGUUCCGAAUCAGAUUUGGGCUCAAACUGUAACAACAUCAGGCCAUUUAUUGAAUUUUUCCCCAAUGCAGUUUGUUAUUUCUCAAACUCCAUUUAUCUUGGAAGGACUGUAUAACCCUCUUAGUAGAAAGAUUUUAAUUAGAAGGGAUUUAGUAGUUGGUCAAACUCCAAGCUGGAAUUCGAGUGGAAGCAACGAUAAGAUGCAUGUACAAAUUCCUAUGUCUACUGGAACCACUUUUGAUGCAAUUCCGCAGCCAACUACUACAGCUACAACAACCGGGAGCAGAAACACUUCAUCUACUACUCUUGAAGAGUCUUUAGAUGAGACAAUUCCAUUAAGAAUAUCAACAAGGCUUAAAAAGCUGAACCCCGAGUACGCCAAUGACAUGUAUACAACUUGUCAAAUCUCUUUUGAAACGUCAGAUCCUACACAUUAUGAAGAAGCGGAUAAAAAGGAAGAGUAG
Solanum lycopersicum (tomato) is the source of this 642-nucleotide messenger RNA. RefSeq lists its product as uncharacterized. Gene Ontology annotation, biological process: DNA integration. Gene Ontology annotation, molecular function: nucleic acid binding. NCBI's taxonomy places the organism in Eukaryota, Viridiplantae, Streptophyta, Magnoliopsida, Solanales, Solanaceae. The record is from RefSeq and is a predicted model, not a curated record.